GCGGGGCAGGGCGUUAUCCGACUAGGCAGGCAGCGGCCACCACCACUCCCGCGAGUUUCUUGCCGGCGGCCGCGGCAGCGAUGCUCCUCCUGCGCGCCUGCCCACCCGCCGCCGUGCCGCUCUCCUUCUCCGCCGCUCCGGCGCCUUCCUACAGUUGCCCCUGGCCCUCCUCCUCCACCACCUACACGGCCGCGCGCCGCCCCGCCAACCUCGCCGCCGUCCAGUUCGAGGCCCUCCGCUCCGACUCCGGUCCUUGGGCUGCAGACCAAGGCGUGGCCACCACUGGCGAUGGCGACGAUAUGGGCGAUGGCUUGAACGAGGAAGCGGGGCCGGAAAGUGAUGGGAAGGGCAUCCCUGGCAUCUACGUCCCGCGCCAGCGCUACAUCGCCAUCCCCAAGGCCGCCCUCCUCGACGCCGUCCUCUCCCAGUUCCCCUCCGACGCCGACGCCGCAGACUUCAAGCGCUGCACCAGAUGCUUGGACGCCAUCCUUCACGCCGAGCACAAGGGGAUGCUCGAGGAGAUGCGCACCUCUUACACGCUCACGCAGCGCCACCAGGAGGAGGAUCAGACUGACACCUCCGAUGUCCAAGCGAUCUUCAACGGCAAAGCCUCCUCUGGCCUUUCUGGCAUCACCCAAGAGGACGGGACAUUGUUCCUCACCAGAAGCUUGGGCUUGAGAACUCUGCUCGGAUUGACACCAGACCCUGAUUCCAACACCAGAGCUGCUUUUGCAACUCAGUUCCAGCGCUCCUUCAUGAACCUUCUACGCAAUGCUCAGUUUGAAGAGCUCUCUGUGCAAGAUCUGCUCUUGACAUACGCCCUAAACAGUGACUACCUCUUGACCUUGCCCAUUUACGUCGACUGGAAAAAGGCAGCUCAAUCCAAUGCCAUAAUAUUCAGGCGUGGGUAUGCAACUGAGAGGCAGAAGGGGCUCCUAUUAGUUGAGAAACUCGAUUACCUGCAAUCAAAACUCUUGCAGAGUAUCUUCUUCAGCCUCUCCAAACCCUUGAAAAGGCCAGGGAAAUGGCUUAAUGAGGCUUUGAAAAGAUCAACAGGGAACCAGGGAUUUCAGAUCUGGAUCGACAAGUUAAGACUCUGGCUUAAAGAGCAAACUUACGCCGAUAAUUCACUGUUGUUGAUAGAAAGUUCUUCAUGGGAGAAGCUUAGUUCUGAUCAGUUGCCCGAUGAUGAUGUUCCUAUUUGGAUAGCUGCACAAAGGGCGGUGUCUCGUUACGAAGGGAUUCUAUCACCUGUUGGUCCUCGUGGCAGAUUGUUAAGGAGAUUGCUUACAUGGACCGGAUUAAUACCUUCUCUGCCUGAAGCAACGAUAAAAAGUGAUGAUGAAACUAAACAUCUUGAAGGACAUGUGAGGCCAAAUUUUCUACCAAGGAUUACCCUUGCAAAUAUAUGGGAGCCUGCAAGCAGAGAAUCUUGCAAGAACAAUAUUUGGGAGAUAGUGAAAACUUCUUUUCGUAUCUUAUUUGGGAGGUCCACUCUUCAGGAACCGGCAUUCCAAGAGUUGAUCCUACUAUAUACGGAUGAAAAUGAUCAAAGUGAAAAGAAGGAUAAAUCUGAGAUGCUGCCGCUACAACUAAAAAUUUAUGAGAAGAUUCCUAUCCCAGAUCUGCCAGUGGUUUUUCCCCACAAGAAGUUGUCCUUCCGCAUCCUAGAUACAGUAAGGUUGGACAUUGCUACUGUAAUAGGUCUGUUGGCUUACGUUGUCAACUACAAAUUUGAGAGUUUAGCAUCAUCUCCGUCAGCUUUUCUUCUUGAUAUAGUUGCUAUUAGUGCACUAUUGAUACUUGUGUUCCGUGUGGGACUAGGCUAUAAGCAGACUCGGGAUAGAUACCAGCUUCUGGUGAAUAAGACACUGUAUGAGAAGACAUUAGCAAGUGGGUUCGGUUCAGUUUACUUUCUUCUGGAUGCUUCUGAGCAACAACAGUAUAAAGAAGCACUCUUGGCAUAUGCUAUGCUGCUCUGCAGAAACAAGUAUCAGGUGUCAUCUCGAGCAAGCAUCAGAGAUACUUGCGAGCAAUUCAUGUAUGAGAAAUUCAAGGCGAAGAUUGAGAUGCCGAUUGACAAGGCUAUGGAGACACUUGUGAGGUUGGGGCUGGUGAUUGAGCUUCCAACCAAUGGUGGGUCAAGCGUGAUUGGUCUCCCGUGUUCAGAGGCAUACGAUAUCCUGAGGAGCCGGUGGGAUAGCUUGUUGGAACACAGGACAGAGCAAGGUGACAUGGUAUGAUGAAGUUAUCUGUGUGCUGUGUAGCCUGAUGGAGUGGAGCAGGGAUGGAUCACAGUGGAGUCCAACUCCAACAUUACAGUACACUGCUGGAACUGCGUGGUUGACAUGGCGGCAACCUCUUGUAUUGUAUCCUAUAGCGACACAAACUACACACUGGUGGAGUAGUGGUUGUACAUAACAGAUGGCUGGCUAUAAUUCACGAUGCUGUUAGUAGUUGCUAGUAAGGAGGAGUACAUGUGUUGUGUGUACAUGAUUGAUUGACUCGUGAUCAGCAUUAUUGUGAUCGGUUCAUAUGUAUCGUCUGCUCAUUAUAUUACUAUAUACAUAUAUGUAAGCAGUAUAUACAGUCAGUUACAACA
Setaria italica (foxtail millet) is the source of this 2602-nucleotide messenger RNA. RefSeq lists its product as uncharacterized. The transcript has 14 exons. NCBI's taxonomy places the organism in Eukaryota, Viridiplantae, Streptophyta, Magnoliopsida, Poales, Poaceae. The coding region runs from base 81 to 2243 and encodes 720 amino acids. The record is from RefSeq and is a predicted model, not a curated record.